Messenger RNA from Cariama cristata (Red-legged seriema), 1356 nucleotides. RefSeq names its product nesprin-2-like. NCBI's taxonomy places the organism in Eukaryota, Metazoa, Chordata, Aves, Cariamiformes, Cariamidae. The annotation marks the transcript as partial. The record is from RefSeq and is a predicted model, not a curated record. The transcript has 11 exons. Gene Ontology annotation, molecular function: protein binding.
AUGACGUUACAGCCUGAUGAACAGUAUCUAGCUGCAAAUGGUCUAGUUGAUUUGGAGAAGGCAGAAGCUAGAAGCAAUAAAGAAAACCUGAAAGAGGCUUUCAGAAUUGCGGAACUGGAGCUGAAUAUUCCACGACUCCUUGAACCUGAAGAUGUUGACAUUAUGAAUCCAGAUGAAAAAUCAAUCAUGACUUAUGUGGCUCAGUUUUUGCAAUACUCCAGGAAUUUGCAUGAGUCUGAAGAAGACAUGCAGGAAAAAGUGGGAGAGGCCAUGAGCUGGUUGACUGCACAGGAGAAGAAGUUAGCAAAGUUGCUGAUGGACACAGAGAAUGAAACAUAUUACCAGAAGUACAAAGAAACGAUGUCAUUUAUGGAAGCAUUUAACCGAGAAAAAAACCCCUUUCUGCCUGUAUUGUCAUCAAAAAGAAGUGAAGCUGAGCUGAGCGAAGGCCAGCAACAGAUGAGAGAAAAGUGGGAUAAACUGAUCUCUCAGAUUAACGAAUGGAAAGCGAAACUGGACCAGAUGUUGCCCUCCCCUCUGGAUAGCAUUGAGGCUUGGCUUCAGGAGGUAGAACAUCUGCAGGCAGAAGAUCUGCCUGAUUUGCAGGACCCGUUUAAAGCAAUGUUUGCCUUCAGAGAAAUAAUUGUAAUAUUUAAGGGCUUGAUGGAUUGUUUUGAUUCUCACUUGGACACCCUUCAAUCAUUUAAGAAUGAAGAUGAGAAGAAUAUGCCACUAGUCUUGCCUGAAAAAUUCAGCAAUAUUCAUUUCACAAACUCCAACACCUUUCUUGAGUACCACUAUGGACUGUGCUCAGCUAUUGCCAAUGAGGUGAUGUUAAAGCUAAAUAUCUGGGACAUGAAAUAUGGGACAAAAGAAUCCGUGGAAUCACUGCUGGAAAGUUGGAAUAAUUUCAUUGAAGAAAAGAGACUUGAAAUGCAACUAGAAACUGCUACUCACAUCUGUGAAGAUUUGAAAAACAAAAACAUAAGCAAUCCUGACUUUGCUGGAGAUCCUCAAGAAAUUAGCAAACUUUUUAAGACAGUGGAGUCAAAGAUUUCUAUGUGCAGACACUAUAUUUCCAGUGUAAAUACCACUCUAGAGAAAGUCCUGUCUUCCUGGAGUAAUUAUACAGAAAACAUCCACUUACUAAAGACGUGGCUGGAAGAAAAACGAAAUGAGAAUCCGAAAGAGAUCCCUGCUGAGAUCCUGGCAAAGUGGAAUUCAGUUCAUGGUUCCUUAAAUGAAGCUGGAAACUACCUCAUUGAAGUCAGCAAAGAGCAAGUUGGAUCAAGUAUUGCCAAAGAGCUGAAGAAACUUAACAGGAGAUGGGCUAAAUUCAUCAAGAGGACACACUUU